Molecule: messenger RNA, 529 nt
Organism: Cercocebus atys (sooty mangabey)
Lineage: Eukaryota; Metazoa; Chordata; Mammalia; Primates; Cercopithecidae
Gene: CLPSL2
Product: colipase-like 2
Exons: 3
Coding region: 85-429 (114 amino acids)
Biological process (GO): lipid catabolic process; digestion; response to food
Cellular component (GO): extracellular region
Molecular function (GO): enzyme activator activity
Source: RefSeq, a predicted model, not a curated record
CUGGGGCGCCGGGUCACGUGGCCGGCGAAGAGGGUUUAUCCCGCUGCCCCUCCGAGCUCCGCCGCUGCUCUGCCGCCCAGGCCCAUGGCCGCAGCCCUGGCGCUCGUGGCGGGGAUCCUGGCGGGGGCGGUGAUGCCCCUCUGGAGCGCGCUUCCGCAAUAUAAAAAGGGAUUGUCCCCAGCCUGGCAGACAUCCUGCCUGUCCCCACAGAAAAUCACAGACAGGUGCUUCCACCACUCUGAGUGCUACAGUGGCUGCUGCCUCAUGGACAUGGAAUCCGGUGGAGCCUUCUGUGCCCCCAGGGCCAGAAUAACCAUGAUCUGCUUGCCCCAGACCAAGGGAGCUACCAACAUCAUCUGCCCUUGCCGGCUGGGCUUGACAUGCAUAUCCAAGGACUUGAUGUGUGCCAGCCGGUGCCAUAUGAUUUAGAGGAAGAUGCAGACUGAUCACUGCUCCCUUGGGGCCAGAGGCCCUGGGUGCCACCAACUUGCACCAAAUCCAGCUCCUGAGACAUUAAAGUCACUUCCUG